AUGAUUGGAUUUUACAAGCCAAAGACUUACAGGAGCCCCAGAGGCUGCUGUAUCUGCAAAGCCAAAUCUUCCAGCAGUCGCUUCACAGACAGCAAACGAUACGAAGGCGACUUCCACAAUUGUUUUGGAUUGCAUGAAAGACGCACAGGAGAUAUCUGCAAUGCCUGUGUCCUUCUGGUGAAGAGGUGGAAAAAACUUCCGUCCGGCUCCAAAAAGAACUGGAACCAUGUCGUAGAUGCUCGUGGGGGACCAAACCUAAAAGCACUGCGCAUCAGACCCAAAGGAAUCCGACGUUUGGCUGCUAGAAGGAACCAAAUUAAGAAAAGCCUUUCAACACAUUGUAAGUCACACAAUUCUGGUGCGCACAGUACGGCUUCCAGUGCUUCACCGACGCACUCCUCAUCCUGCAGUAACCACUCCGACACUGACACAGACACAGACAUAAGGACCGCACCGAGCCGGAGUUCACCCUUCUCAUUUUUGGAUCCAACCUAUUGGAAAAGGCAAAAAGUUUGCUGUGGAAUCAUUUACAAUGGACGAUAUGGUGAAGUCCUCAUCGAUGCCCAGCAGUUCAAACCUUGUUGUAGCAAUAAGAAGACAGAGGAGACCACAUCCAGAUGAGGAGACCCAA
Messenger RNA from Nanorana parkeri, 631 nucleotides. RefSeq names its product family with sequence similarity 60 member A (gene SINHCAF). The record is from RefSeq and is a predicted model, not a curated record. Bases 1 to 621 code for a protein of 206 amino acids. Gene Ontology annotation, biological process: negative regulation of cell migration. Lineage: Eukaryota; Metazoa; Chordata; Amphibia; Anura; Dicroglossidae. The transcript has 6 exons.